Molecule: messenger RNA, 2071 nt
Organism: Prunus persica (peach)
Lineage: Eukaryota; Viridiplantae; Streptophyta; Magnoliopsida; Rosales; Rosaceae
Product: plant UBX domain-containing protein 11
Exons: 10
Coding region: 137-1756 (539 amino acids)
Molecular function (GO): protein binding
Source: RefSeq, a predicted model, not a curated record
CGAUUUUAUUGGUAAAAUAAAAAGAAUACGAAUUUAAGUCGUCUACAGACUCUUCAAAUCUAUUCUAAUUGUAAUCGUCUCUCAACGCUAAUUCUCUCUAAGGUCUUAUUGAAACUUUGGCAUUUGAUCUGAACCCAUGGAACCAUCUCUCACCUCUCUGACGUAUAAGGGUUCCAUACCUGAAGCAAUCACUGAAGCAAAGAAGCAGAGGAAGCUCUUUGUUGUGUAUAUUUCAGGUAAAAAUGAUGAGUCUAGUCGCUUGGAAAAUUCUACAUGGACUGAUGUAAAUGUAGCGGACUCGGUAGCAAAGUACUGUCUUUUAUUGCAUAUCCCUGAAGAAAGCACUGAUGCUGCAAAUUUUUCUGCAAUAUACCCACAGAAAUCUAUACCUUGUAUUACAGCUAUUGGAUACAAUGGUGUACAAAUUUGGCAAAAUGAGGGCUUUGUCAGUGCUGAAGUUCUGGCGUCCAGUUUAGAGAAGGCGUGGUUGGGUAUUCAUAUCCAGGAAACAACUGCAACUGUGUUGAGUGCAGCUCUUGCUUCAAAUAACUCUGAACCAUCUACUUCUGGGGUUCCUAAUACUGUCUCAACUGAUGAAGGAAGUUCCUCAAGUACUAAUCAAGGACGUUCCUCAAGUGCAGCUGUUCCAUUGCCUUCAAUAGACACAAAUGAUCAAUCACCAGACGCUAUAGAUGCUGUCUCUGACACAGUGAAGAAAAAUAAAGGUCGUGAUUGCAGAGUUGAGGAGAAAAAUAACGAUUUAGGAUACAAGACAUCUUCGAAAUCAUUUGAUGCUAAUGGGUUAGAAUGUGUCGGGGAUGAACAGUCCAGCUCUCCCAUGAAAUCUGCCCAAGGAGUACAGGAUAUUGAUAUGGAGGACCUGAAUAAUUCUGGAGCUGAUAAUGUUUCUUCCAUUGCUGAAGUUGGUUAUAGUGGCCCCGAAAAGACCACUCUUAAUCAUUCAGGUGUCUCAGGAGAAGCUUCACAAGCAUAUAGUAGUGAAAAAAAUGAAGCUCUGCAAGUUGAAAGGGGUGAAGUUAAGGAUGAUAAGAAGGUUGAUGCAUUUGAGAAGUGUACGGAGGUCAGCAAAUCUAGUGAUGUUCACUUGAAUAUCCGAUUGCCCAAUGGUGUCAGCCUGAAACAGAAGUUUUCUGUGACAAGUACUGUGAGAAUGGUCAAAGACUAUGUUGAUGAAAACCAAGGAAGUGGUAUUGGCACUUAUGAUCUAGCCAUCCCCUAUCCUCGCAAGGUAUUCUCUAAUCAAGAAUUGAAUGAAUCGUUAUCAGAUUUGGGCCUGUUUGAUAGACAAGCAUUGAUAGUUGUUCCACAUCAGCAAGGGACUAGUUAUCAGCGCGGGAGAUCUGCAUUCUCAGAGCAAAUAGACUCCAGAAAUACUGGUAGUUCCUCAAAUGGAAGUAAUGGGGGAUAUUUUUCGUAUGUGAAAGGAUUUCUAUCUUACUUCAAUCCUCUCUCUUAUUUUGGUGGUGGUGCAAACUCAUCAAGUUCAGGGCAGCAAUCCCAAAAUGGCAUGUGGGAAUAUAGCCCAAAUUCUGCACGUCAAAACAAUUCCACUGAAAGCAUUUCUACAAGUAGUAGAAAUGAAGGGAAAAAAAACAGGCAACCACCAGCAUCUGGUUUUGGAAGUAACAUUCACACAUUGAAACAUGAUGAAGAUGAUGAACGGUUCAGCGAUAGAAAUGCCUUCUGGAAUGGUAAUUCUACUCAGUAUGGUGGUGGCAAUGAUGAUGGCAAAUAAGAUAUUCAUGAUAAAUCAUGCUGAGCUUUUAGACUCUACUCUGUCCUUUGCCGCUGCUCACUUGUCUUGCUUUCUGCUUCUUACCAUAUAUUCGAGUUCGGUUGAAAAAUAGAGAAUUGUAGAUAAUAAAUACAAGUUAUCGAGUCUGUUCUGGUGAGUUUUUUUUUUUCCUUAACGUUGAGUUGUUACUAUUUAUAUAGGAAGAGUUGUAGGAAUGAAAAAUCCCAUGAAAUAGUUUGAACUUACAAUUCGAGUUUCAUGUUUGUAAAUGAGUACUUUUUCUCAACGUUACGGCUCACAGUUCCAUUGACUUUA